Molecule: messenger RNA, 3331 nt
Organism: Diospyros lotus (date-plum)
Lineage: Eukaryota; Viridiplantae; Streptophyta; Magnoliopsida; Ericales; Ebenaceae
Product: protein NLP6-like
Exons: 5
Coding region: 127-3135 (1002 amino acids)
Molecular function (GO): DNA-binding transcription factor activity; protein binding
Source: RefSeq, a predicted model, not a curated record
UGUAUUUGGAUUCCAUUUCUAUUUCAUUGAUCGGAAUCACUUCACUGCCUCUCUCUCUCUCUCUCUCUCUCUCUCCCCUAUCCCAAACUGCAAUUGAAUUUCCGGCUAAAUCUUCCCAGCUAGAAAAUGUCCGAACCCGAGGAGGAAACCCGCUGCUCUUUCCCUCCUAAGGCAAGGGAGCUGCUCGCUCCCGCCACCUCCGCCGCUCCUCCUGCCGCUGCGGAGGAGCGGGACUGCCUCAUGGAUCUCGACCUCGACCUCGACGGUCCCUGGUCCUUCGACCAGAUCUUCUCCGCCAACCCUACCUCGCCGUUCUUCCUCUCCUCCUCCUCCGACCAGCCUUGCUCUCCUCUCUGGGCCUUUUCUGACGACCACUACGACAAACCCGCCGCAAAUGCCCCGUCAACGCCCUCCGGAGGAUAUCCUGAUCCAAUUGAAAGUCGAGCUGGAACCGGCGACAAAAGAAAGUUACAGCCACCAAUUUUGGGAUUCACUCAACUAGAUUACGCAGAUGUGUCUUUUUUGGUUAAGGAGCGGAUGACACAGGCACUUCGGUAUUUCAAAGAAUCGACCGAACAGCAUGUUCUGGCUCAGGUCUGGGCACCUGUGAAGGAUAGGGGUCGGUAUGUUCUCACAACUUCUGGGCAACCCUUUGUUCUUGACCCACAUAGUAAUGGACUUCAUCAUUAUAGAAUGGUCUCUCUGAAAUAUAUGUUUUCUGUGGAUGGGGGGAGUGAUGAAGUCCUCGGGCUUCCAGGCCGUGUAUUCCGGCAAAAAUUGCCAGAAUGGACUCCAAACGUGCAGUACUACUCUAGUAAAGAGUACCCACGGCUCAAUCAUGCUCUGCACUACAAUGUUCAAGGAACCUUGGCAUUGCCAGUGUUUGAACCUUCUGGGCAGUCCUGCAUUGGCGUACUUGAGCUCAUAAUGACCUCACAGAAGAUUCACUAUGCUCCUGAAGUUGAUAAAGUCUGCAAAGCCCUUGAGGCAGUAAAUCUAAAAAGUUCUGACAUCUUGGAUCAUCCAAACACGCAGAUAUGCAAUGAAGGUCGCCAAAAUGCACUGACUGAAAUAUUGGAGAUAUUGACAGUGGUAUGUGAAAUGCACAAGCUGCCUCUGGCACAGACCUGGGUACCGUGCAGGCAUCGUAAUGUUCUAACAUAUGGGGGUGGCUUGAAGAAGAGCUGUAGUAGCUUUGAUGGAAGCUGCAUGGGACAAGUCUGCAUGUCCACAACAGAUGUAGCUUUUUAUGUUGUAGAUGCUCACAUGUGGGGAUUCAGGGAGGCCUGUGCUGAGCACCACCUACAAAAGGGUCAAGGAGUUUCUGGGCAGGCGUUUGCAUCCCUCAACUCAUGCUUCUGCGAAGAUAUUACCAAGUUCUGCAAAACCGAGUACCCCUUGGUUCAUUAUGCUCGCAUGUUUGGAUUAACUAGCUCUUUCGCGAUCUGCUUACAGAGCAGUCACACUGGAAAUGAUAAUUACAUUCUGGAGUUCUUUUUGCCUCCUAACAUCAGGGACAACAAAGACCAAAAGAUAUUGUUGGGCUCAUUAUUGGUAACUAUGAAGCAGCAUUUUCAAAGUCUUAGGGUUGCAUCUGGUAAGGAGCUUGAAGAGGAGGAGAGAUGCAUUGAAUUUAUAAAAGCUUGCACAGAUGAGAAAUUUGGUUCAGGACCUGAACAUCUUCAAACACCCCAAAAUGUAAUAUCCCAACCUAGCCCUGAUGCUUUACCGAACAGAGAGGCCGUGCACCUUGAUUCUCUGGAGCCACUAUUAACUGCUGAAGUUGAUGCUAUAAACUGUAAAGGGAAUGGUGGUGCAGGUGACAUCCUAAAUGCUGUUUCAUGUUCAGAGCAUAAAGACACACGGAAAAAAUCAGAGAGAAAACGUGGAAAAGCUGAGAAGACAAUCAGUUUGGAGGUUCUGCAACAAUAUUUUGCUGGGAGUCUUAAAGAUGCUGCAAAGAGUCUUGGCGUUUGCCCUACUACAAUGAAGCGCAUAUGUAGGCAGCACGGGAUCUCUAGGUGGCCAUCCCGCAAGAUCAACAAGGUAAACCGUUCCCUUUCAAAGCUAAAGCGUGUAAUUGAAUCCGUACAAGGUGCUGAAGGGGCAUUCACUUUAACAUCACUUGCCACGAGUUCACUUCCUGUCGAUGUUGGUUUGAUCUCGUGGCCUGCCAGUUUAAAUGAAUCCAAUCAACGCAAGUCAGCUGGCUCUAGACCAUCAGAACUUUUAGUAGAAAGGAAUGAUUUACCAAUCCCAAAUAUACCAGCAAGUCACCAACAGGCGGAGACGGCAAAUCAAAUAGCUGGAUAUGGGAUAACAGGGGAUGAGGAAGUCCUUCACGAGCAAAAUGGGUUCCUAGCUGAGUUGCGGGAAGGCUCCAGUCAGUCAAAAACAGGCAGUGGCUCAAGGGAGGAGAGCACCGGGACGAUUCUUUCUCAUGGUUCAUGCCAGGGUAGCCCCUGCACUGGAAACGAAUACUCCCCACAAAAUGGUCCAGUCGUCUCUCCGGUGCGUGAAAAUUGCAGUAACUUUGGCUGCCCACCUGAAUUGGCAUACCAACCGGCAGGAGUACUAAAUCUCUCAGCCGCAUUCUUAAUUGCAGAUGCUCCCUUCACAGCACAACCCCAAGAGCUAUUUGGAGGAAUGCUGAUUGAGGAUGCUGGAAGCUCGCACGAUUUGAGAAAUCUGUGUCCUGCAGCGGAGGCUGUCUUGGAUGAACGGGCCCCAGAAGGGCCGGAAUGUGGUUGGACGAACACAAUGCAGUCUGAAUCGGUACCUAAAGAAGCUACUGCCACUCCUCCCGACAGUAAGCUACACUUUUUGGCUCGGCCAGAGGUGAAGACCGUGACCGUAAAAGCAUCAUACAGAGAAGAUAUCAUAAGAUUUCGUCUCUCUCUGGAUGCUGGGAUUCUGAGAUUGAAGGAGGAAGUGGCAAAGAGGCUGAAGCUAGACACGCGCACCUUUGAUAUAAAGUAUCUUGAUGAUGAUCAUGAAUGGGUUUUGAUAGCCUGUGACGCCGAUCUACAGGAGUGCCUGGAUGUAUUGGGAUCAUCAGGCAGCAAUAUAAUCAGGCUGUUGGUUCAAGAUGUGAUGGCCAAUCUGGGGAGCUCCUGCGAGAGCUCAGGGGAGUAGAGGGAUGAACUAGGUUUGUAAGUAUAUCAUCUUAUGAUAGCAGCAGCAGCAGCAUCCUAAUUUAUAGCACAAUCUACUACUGUUGCUAUAGCGUUUAGAUUAAAGGAGAGGUGAAGCUGUAGUCUGUAGAUUUUGCUUGUGAAAAGCCUAUUCAACUUGUGCAGAAGAAAUUUUCCCCUCGUUUUCUUUUCUUUUC